CACAACUACAAACAUCAUCACUAACCAUUCCCUGAAAUUUUCAGUUUACAAAACAUUUCUAUAGAAUUGUGCAAUGGCUGCCUCAACAAUGGCUCUCUCUUCUCCGUCAUUGGCAGGGCAAGCAAUAAAGCAUGCCCGAUCCACCCCCGACCUUGGAAGUGGAAGGCUCACAAUGAGGAAAGCAGUCACCAAAACUUCUGGAAGCCCAUGGUACGGCCCAGACCGUGUCUUGUACUUGGGCCCACUCUCUGGCACUCCCCCAUCCUACCUCACUGGUGAAUUCCCAGGUGACUAUGGCUGGGACACUGCUGGGCUUUCCGCUGACCCAGAGACAUUUGCCAGAAACCGCGAACUUGAGGUCAUCCACUGCAGAUGGGCCAUGUUGGGAGCCUUGGGCUGCGUCUUCCCCGAACUCUUGGCCCGCAAUGGGGUCAAGUUCGGCGAGGCCGUGUGGUUCAAGGCUGGAUCCCAGAUAUUCAGUGAGGGUGGGCUUGACUACUUGGGCAACCCAAGCCUGAUCCAUGCACAGAGCAUCCUUGCCAUCUGGGCCUCCCAAGUCAUCUUGAUGGGUGCCGUUGAGGGUUACCGUAUUGCCGGUGGGCCUCUCGGCGAGGUCACUGACCCACUCUACCCAGGUGGCAGCUUUGACCCAUUGGGCCUUGCUGAUGACCCAGAGGCUUUUGCUGAAUUGAAGGUGAAGGAGAUCAAGAAUGGUAGAUUAGCCAUGUUCUCCAUGUUUGGGUUCUUUGUUCAGGCUAUUGUGACCGGAAAGGGUCCUUUGGAGAACCUCGCUGACCACCUUGCUGACCCAGUCAACAACAAUGCUUGGGCCUAUGCCACAAACUUUGUUCCCGGAAAGAAUUGUGCAAUGGCUGCCUCAACAAUGGCUCUCUCUUCUCCGUCAUUGGCAGGGCAAGCAAUAAAGCAUGCCCGAUCCACCCCCGACCUUGGAAGUGGAAGGCUCACAAUGAGGAAAGCAGUCACCAAAACUUCUGGAAGCCCAUGGUACGGCCCAGACCGUGUCUUGUACUUGGGCCCACUCUCUGGCACUCCCCCAUCCUACCUCACUGGUGAAUUCCCAGGUGACUAUGGCUGGGACACUGCUGGGCUUUCCGCUGACCCAGAGACAUUUGCCAGAAACCGCGAACUUGAGGUCAUCCACUGCAGAUGGGCCAUGUUGGGAGCCUUGGGCUGCGUCUUCCCCGAACUCUUGGCCCGCAAUGGGGUCAAGUUCGGCGAGGCCGUGUGGUUCAAGGCUGGAUCCCAGAUAUUCAGUGAGGGUGGGCUUGACUACUUGGGCAACCCAAGCCUGAUCCAUGCACAGAGCAUCCUUGCCAUCUGGGCCUCCCAAGUCAUCUUGAUGGGUGCCGUUGAGGGUUACCGUAUUGCCGGUGGGCCUCUCGGCGAGGUCACUGACCCACUCUACCCAGGUGGCAGCUUUGACCCAUUGGGCCUUGCUGAUGACCCAGAGGCUUUUGCUGAACUGAAGGUGAAGGAGAUCAAGAAUGGUAGAUUAGCCAUGUUCUCCAUGUUUGGGUUCUUUGUUCAGGCUAUUGUGACCGGAAAGGGUCCUUUGGAGAACCUCGCUGACCACCUUGCUGACCCAGUCAACAAAAAUGCUUGGGCCUAUGCCACAAACUUUGUCCCUGGAAAGUGAGCAAAAAGCAAAAGCGAGAACGUGAAAUGACUAGCGAAUUAAAAUUUUAAGUGUGGAUGAACUAUAUGUUGUUCAGUGAAAUAUAUAUUGAGGCUAUGGAGAGAAUGUGAUUUAUCUUUACAUACAUCUGUUCGGU
Abrus precatorius (Indian licorice) is the source of this 1793-nucleotide messenger RNA. RefSeq names its product light-harvesting complex I LH35 proteins-like. The coding region runs from base 74 to 1657 and encodes 527 amino acids. Gene Ontology annotation, cellular component: plastoglobule; chloroplast thylakoid membrane; chloroplast envelope. Lineage: Eukaryota; Viridiplantae; Streptophyta; Magnoliopsida; Fabales; Fabaceae. The record is from RefSeq and is a predicted model, not a curated record. The transcript has 2 exons. Gene Ontology annotation, biological process: response to light stimulus; photosynthesis, light harvesting in photosystem I.